Molecule: messenger RNA, 7835 nt
Organism: Oryzias melastigma (Indian medaka)
Lineage: Eukaryota; Metazoa; Chordata; Actinopteri; Beloniformes; Adrianichthyidae
Product: protein Smaug homolog 2
Exons: 14
Coding region: 467-2476 (669 amino acids)
Biological process (GO): negative regulation of translation; nuclear-transcribed mRNA poly(A) tail shortening; regulation of mRNA stability
Cellular component (GO): P-body
Molecular function (GO): mRNA binding; translation repressor activity; protein binding
Source: RefSeq, a predicted model, not a curated record
UACGUCUUACGUCAACUCAAAAUCGAAGUGGAUUUCUUUAGGCGUACACUCGUUAUUUUCUGUAUUUCACUCACCACUUUUGUACAUUGUUUCUUUAUUAUGGUACUUUUUAAAGAUAAAAUAUAUACUACUGCAGAGCGACAUCUUUAAAUAGUAUGUAAAGUGAGAUGGAUAUUUUCGCUCCUUUUAGAUGAGGUCUAUAAUCUGCAGCUGUUAGCAGAACUUGCUAGCUAUUUUGUCGAGCUAGCUAUGCACUAGCACGUUAGCUUCGCUCGCUAAGCAGUGACAACUGACAAAGAUCCUUUAACACCUGAACCAUGUGAGGGCCCCUCGGUCCAGUCUGAGGGGAUCCCAGGACUGUUGAAAGAUCACCCCGCUGUGCGGGGCUGGACAUCUGACCGAGAGAGCCGCCUAACCUGAGCCCUCAUCCCCACAUUCCUGUUCUCCUUUACCAAGGAGACACGCCAUGAUGUUCCGAGACCAGGUGGGCAUCCUCACAGAUUGGUUCAAAAGUUGGAACGAGUGUGAACAGACGGUGGCACUCCUGUCCCUCCUGAAGAGGGUGUCUCGCACCCAAGCUCGCUUCCUACACAUCUGUCUGGAACACUGGCUGGCAGACUGCACAGAGAUCCACAUCCUUGAAGCUGAAGCCAACAAUGCAGCAAUUGUCAGCCAGUGGCAUCAAGAGCCAAAAGAGAAAGUGGUGUCCCUCCUGUUGUCUCACUUGCCGCUGUUGCAGCCACGUAACAGUGAGGCUAAAUGUGAGUACAUGAAACUGCUCCAGAAGGUUUUGAGUCACACUAUUGAAAGUAGCCUAUUUGUGGAAGAAAGCCGACAGCUGCUCUCCUACGCACUCAUCCACCCCGCCACAACACUGGAUGAUCGCACCUCACUGGCCAUGUGGCUCAACCACCUGGAGGAACAUCUUUCUGGUGGCUAUCCGCCUCGGCCCCCAUCCAGCCCGUACCACCCGCGGCAAGGCUCGGAUGAAUGGCCGAGCUCAGCCGAGGCUCUGGACCCGGGGAACGCGUGGCACGAUAAGUCCCCUUCAUCUAGUACGUCUCCAGCAGGCCAGAACGGACAUAUGCCUUUUCCAGGUGGGAUGUCCUCACCCAUUAACAGCAAUAAUACAGGUGUGGUGGGGCAGUUGCAGCCUAGCCCUCUGAAAAAGUCCAUGUCCAAUAUUCCUUCCAGUCCCCAGGCCUGUGGCUCGGAAUGGGUGAGCCAGGAUGACAUCGGGGGCCGACAGAACUUCAUCCCAACAGACCACGCCCCCCUUUCACCCCAGAGCAGUGUAGCUUCCUCAGGCAGCGAACAGACAGAAGAGCAGGGCUCGGCUCGCAACACCUUUCAGGAAGACGGCAGUGGCAUGAAAGAUGUCCCUGCGUGGUUGAAGAGUCUCCGCCUUCAUAAAUAUGCAUCGUUAUUCUCACAGAUGACCUAUGAAGAGAUGAUGAUUCUCACAGAGCAACAUCUGGAGUCUCAGAACGUCACAAAAGGAGCGCGACAUAAGAUCGCCUUGAGUAUCCAGAAACUGCGAGAACGGCAAAGUGUACUCAGGUCUUUAGAAAAGGAUAUUUUGGAAGGGGGGAACAUGCGCAAUGCUCUCCAAGAGCUGCAACAAAUCAUCAUCACACCCAUCAAGGCCUACAGCCCGCCCAGUGCGGCGCAGCCCGCCACUGAGACCGGGAGCUCGCCGUCUGAAAUCACAAAAACCGGAGCGGAGAAAGAGUCGGAGCCCUUCCAGUCCCACAGCACGCCCCCCUGUGAUGGAGAGUCCUCGGCCACGCCGAUUUCAGACGGAGACAUUGCUGGACAGUUCACCCGAGUCAUGGGUAAAGUGUGUACCCAGCUUUUGGUGUCCAGGCCAGAUGAGGAAAAUAUUAGCUGUUACCUUCAGCUUAUUGAAAAAAGUCUGUCACAUGAGGCGUUCACAGAAACUCACAAGAAAAGGCUGGUGUCCUGGAAGCAGCAGGUCCUCAAGCUGCUGCGCUUGUUUCCCCGCAAAGCGAUGCUGGACAUGCCAGCGUACCGACAGAAAGGUUGGAACUAUGGGUCAAACUCCCUCCCCACAGCAGGCUCUGUGAGUGGAGGUGUAGGAAGGCGGGGCCAAAGGCAGUUUCAAAUGACCCCUCGAGGCCUCCCAGCUGGGCGUAUAUGUCUUCCUGGUGGGAUUGGAGGAGCAUCUCCACGCCACACACUCACCAAUCCUGCGCUGGCUGGCCAGGGUAGACAAAACCUGUGGUUUGCCAACCCUGGGGGGAGCAACAGCAUGCCAAGUCAGAGUCGCAGCUCCGUGCAGCGGACCCACUCACUUCCUGUCCAUACGUCCCCACAAACCAUGCUCAUGUUCCAGCAGCAAGAAUGCCAAGUUCCAGGUGCUGACCUGGAGAUCAACCCUACGCUGGAGUCACUGUGCCUCAGUAUGACAGAGCAUGCCUUAGGAGACGGAACAGACCGGACAUCAACAAUAUGAAAAAAAUACGGAGAACUACACGUCGGUCGAAGCCUGUUCAGUUCAGCACAAAGAUAAACAUAUGCUUCAGAAAACCAGGCAAAGCAGUCACUACAAUAUGACAGAAAUGUGUAUAUGUUCUCUAAUAUUUUUGUACUUUAUUAUAUACAACUAAGUUUAUUAAAAAUGGAAUACAGAUGAAUAUUAUAUUGUUGAACAGAAAAAAAGGUUAACUGUAUCGACUGCACCCGUGUCACCUGCAGGACUGUGGCAUGACGUGCAGAGGCUCAGUUCACCUCCAUGAGAGAGAAACUGUGGAUUGGUGCUGUCUUUAAGGGUCGCUGCCCUGAAUUCUCUUCUUUUCCCGUUGCCUUGGAACAAGGCUUUCUAUCCACAACACACUGACAGCCGCAGCCCACGCAUUGUCUAAUUUGUAGACUCCGAUUAAUUCCGGCCAGAAGUAAGGCACUUUUAUUAAAUUAUCUUUGCUAUUCGGCACUAAACUGUAAUUGGCCUGGCGGUACACUUCGCAAAGAGGUUGACUUCUCUGGCUGUGUCGAUCUCGUGUGUAGCGCUCUAUGAAAUGUGGAUCGUUUUUCCCUCUCUGAAGAAAAUGUUCAGUGGCAAAAGCAUGAAAGGAGAGGACCAAAAGUAAUGUGGAAAAGUUUGAAAUUCUUUCGAGGAGUAACUUUUUUUUUGUUUUACUUAAACACAUAAAAACUCAAGAGAUGAUAUCCUCCUUACAACUUCUGCAAAGCCAAAGAGAAGGGUUUUGUGAUUGUUAACUUGAGAAAGGUAUUUGUAGUGAAAUGCAGCAGAAUGGUAUGAUUAAAAAAAACAACCGAGGAGUUUGAAGAACUAAUGCCAGCUGCAAUUUGUUUUUGUUUUUUUUCCUUUUCUGCUUUGCUACAUAAAUGAUGAUGAUGAAUCUCAUUUUGUGCCAGGGAAGCCCCACAGGGGGUAGGUAAGGGCUGGUGAGUGUGGUGUGAUGUUCAACUAAUAAAAGCAGACGAUACCAGAGUGUUUUCAAUUUUCAAUCGGAGUGAAACUCUCUGGCUCCUUUAUGAUUGGCUUUGGAAAUAAAGCGUUUAAUAAACCGCCUCACCCUCACAAUGCCCUCUCCCUCAAAUGGCCAACGUGAAGAUUUGAUGAUUCACAUACUUUCCGAGGUGCUUGAUAAUGUCCCCAUGUUUUGUUUUGUUUUUUCUUUUUUUGUGUCUCGGUGUGUUUCAGUCUCAGAGCCCUAACAUUGUCAUGUGGUAUCAGUGUUGAAUCAAAAACUGUCUUCUACAGCUUCUGUCUUUGAAUGUGGCAGAGCCGGAGGUGCAUGUAUUUGUAAUAUGGUCUUAACUUUUGCAUCACUUUUUUUUGUUGCUUCACAAGGCAGGGAAACCAUUCACAUAUUAUUUCAGCAGAGCCAUAGGAGGUCUGAUUAGUAAAGAUGAUUAUACAGAUAUUUUUUUUCCAGUCGUACUUUUUUUUUUUUUUUUAAUUCUCCUUUAAUAUCGAUAACUCAUGUUUAUUUUCUGUAAUCGCAUGUUUUGCCACACUAAUACAACACUGUUGUUGAUUUAAGACAUGGUGGUUGAAGGUGCCUGGUGUCACCAACAACCAAGACAAGAGACCUUUGCAACUAACCUUAUAUAAAUCUGCCGCCUAAAUGUCACUGUUUACAUCUCUGGGAUAAAGCCCAGUUCAUAUUAUAUGAUGUCAUGAUUAAUCCAUUAUAUCGUUAUAUAACACAUUAAAGAACUGAAGCUUUUACAUGGAUGGAUGAGUAAAGAGUGAAAGCAAAUUUUAAUACUCCCUAAUUUGUGGAUUCAAUAUAAGUCUUUCUAUAAUUGUACCUACAAGGUGCAUGCUACAUUUUUAUUAUUUCUUUUUGUCAUGUGGGUUUGAGAAACAUUUCUCUGGCCUUGUGAUUGUUCAGUCUGUCAAUGUUUGAUAAACUGUUAAUGUGGUGCCUGAAAAUUCUCAGCUCCAGCAUCUUCAGUUUGUUUAUUUUUAAUAAUGAUUUUUUUUUAAUUAUUUUUCAGAGCAGGCUCUUUUUGUGAAACGUCAUUCUCGUGUCUGUGAAGGACUCCAGUGAGUCGAUGCCGGCUUUAACAAACGAUUUCCUCAUAACUGUGAUGUUACAGGUUGCUCAGAUUCCAAAUUUCUGUUGCUUUGGACAACCUACCUUUUCAUUUUCAAAUAGACACAAAGGUACUUGCAGAUUUCUCAGAUGGAUUGUUAAAUUGUGAUGCAGCAGGAGAUAGAAGUGCUUAUUUGAGCCAACAGUUUUUAUGAGUAAACUGAACAUUAAACAGGCCAAGGAAUAUGUUUACUCUUUGUUUACAUUCCAGUGAUCCAUGAAAUCAGUUGGGAGUCUCACAGCUUGAGACACGUUUAUUGGAAAGACACCAAAUAGUACAUGUGCAGGUACAAACCAGUGUCCUGUUGAGUUCAUGUUAAUGUUCCCUGUUAGGCUUUUUUAAUUAUUGUUAAACAAAAGCAGUUAUCUGUAAGUUAUACUCAACAUAAGCAUCUUAUACUAUUUCUAUUUCACCCCCAGAGUUUUCUAAUAUUUUAUGAACCUUUUGCAUCACGUGCUUACACUCUAAUUUUCUACUGCCAUUCAUCUGUGAGAAUGGUCUUAAGUGCAACAUCAUAAACAGUAAAUAAAGAGGUUCAGUUCUUUUGCAGCUUCAUAUUUCGUUGGGUCUUGUGUCAGUUUGCAUUUAAUUUUAAAGUACUUUUUUCGUUAGAAUGUUAAAACUUUUAUUGUUGUAGUAUUUGGUGACGACAGGUUUAACUUCCGGGUUACGUUUUCGGCUUCCUGUGGCUUAUCGGGCUAAUGGAAGCUAGCCGCCUUGGCGUGAACGUUAUUAGUUUCCCUAAGAAUAAACAAAAGCUUUUUCGUGGAGAAACUUCUUCACAACUACAAAACGUAUAUAUUUAUUUCAUAUUAUGCUGGAUGUUUGAUGUCCUUGUGGGUUCUGUGCCUGGUCAAUGUCUUAGACUUUCAAAGGAUGGAUGUGGAUGGAGGCCCUACUAGAGGAUAAGUUAUCACAUUUUGACAUCCAUCAGUGGAACGACUGUCUCCUCUCACUACAUAAUCCAUUAUGUCAUUACCAAAAGAGUCAGGAAACAGAGGAAAAGAAUGAGAGCGGGGGGCCCGUCCCAAGGUGAGACAAAGCCGGUCAGAAGAGAGGAGAGACACAGGAGGUGGUUGGAAAGGUGGGAAAGGGAAAAAGAAGGGCCUCUCUUCCCACGAGACGGCCAAUGAGCGGCCUGUCAGCGAUGGAUUCGAGUAUGGCGAGCUUUUAAGCGAGAUGGAGACUAGGAACCAAACAUCCUCCUCUUCGUCGUCUCCCCAGAGGGACAGUUGGAGGUGGCUGGGCUUGGAAGCUACAACGUCAUUACCGGGACAAGAACAGGUUACGGCCAGGGCGAGUGUGGCGACGGUUAGCACCGCCACAGAAUUACCAGUGCUCAUUGAAGCGGAUGGUAGAGGAUCGAGCAGCAGCCGGACUCUCAGGCAAAAAAUCCAAGAUGCCAUGGGGCAGUGUUUCCCUAUAAAGACGCACAGCGCAGCGGCAACUCCAGUCCCACAGUCGUUCUGCUCAUCCUCAUCGGCUGCCUGUGCUUCCUCCAAGCGGAAGAUCCAUCUCAGCGAGCUGAUGCUGGAAAACUGCCCAUUCCCUGUGGGGUCAGAGCUGGCUCAGAAGUGGUAUCUCAUUAAGCAGCAUACAGCGCCCAUUACUCAGUCUCCCCUGCUGGAUUCUGCCGUCGUGUGCAGUGCCCCGACUUCAGCCAUGGCCGCUGUGGUGGAGGAUGUUGACGAUAGGCUGCGAGAGCGGAGGCGCAUUAGCAUCGAACAAGGCGUUGACCCGCCACCCAACGCAGAAAUCCAUACAUUUGAGGUGACGGCACAAAUUAACCCCCUCUACAAGCAUGGCCCAAAACUGGCCCAUGGAAUGAAUGAGUUAUCUGGACCUGACCGAGCCUCCGUUCAGCAGCAGCAGCAGCAGCAACUUCUUCUCCAACGACAGCAGCAACACCAACUUCUUUUACAGAGCUGUUUGGACACCCUAGAUGAAGUCGUGGCCUCGGCGUCGGCCUCUGCUCAUAUCUCCGAUACAGCUCCCGACCUCUCGCUUGACCCAGAGGUCACAGUGACCGAUCCAAGCUCUGGAGCCUCGCUUCCUCAGAUCGAGCACCAUAAUUGCCAGGAUGCGGCUUACCGCAUCCACACUCAGAUCGAUUACAUUCAUUGUUUGGUUCCAGACCUGCUGCAGAUCACCAGCCUCCCCUCUUACUGGGGGGUGAUGGACCGCUACGAGGCAGAGAACCUGCUGGAGGGAAAGCCUGAGGGCACCUUCCUCCUCCGAGACUCCGCGCAGGAAGACUACCUCUUCUCCGUCAGCUUCCGCCGCUACGGCCGCUCCCUGCACGCGCGCAUCGAGCAGUGGAACCACAACUUCAGCUUCGACGUGCACGACCCCAGCGUCUUCCACGCGCCCACCGUCACGGGACUGCUGGAGCAUUACAAGGACCCCAACUCUUGCAUGUUUUUCGAGCCCCUUUUGUCCAACCCCAUCCACCGCACACAGCCUUUCAGCUUGCAGCGCAUCUGCAGGGCUGUUAUAAGCAGCUGCACCACCUAUGAUGGCAUCAACUUGCUACCCAUUCCAAAUGCGUUGAAGAAGCACCUGAAAGAAUACCACUAUAAGCAGCGAGUACGCGUACGGCGGAUGGAUACAUGGUGGGAAUGAAGAGCAAAAAGACAAUUAAAAAACAUGUUUUUAUGUAUUUACUAAACUGACUGAUAUAUUUUGAUUUUUUUAGGCUUUACCAACUACACUGUUUAUUUAUUAUAUUCCUGCUGUACGUCUUUACAUGUGAACUAAACCACUCCGCUUACUGAUCACACACACUCAAAGAGUUGGGUAAAUGAAACUGCUUUUUGAUCUGUGCUGUUCAGACAACUACUUCUCUGUUUUUUCAAGUGUGACUAAAUCAGCUUCAUUAUCUGAUGAUGGGGGUAUGAAUCAAGAUGAUUAUAAUAGAGUUGUUCAUCAGUCACAUGCUGAGCAGGUGAAACACAUACUGAUGAGUGUUUUUGCUUGUCACCGAGGUGUUGGAAGUGCUCCUCUUCAGUAUUAUUCACAACUUAAGACUGACAAUCUCUUUAAAAUGCCUUUUUUUAUUUAAAGGCUUGUUUGAAAACUUAAUUAAGUUCUCUGUUUUUAGAGUUAUGAUUGAAUUCCAUAAUAAUGAGUCCAUUUUAGGAAGCCAACAAAUCUUUUCGCUGAAAUGUAGGAGGUUAGUUUAUCACUGUGUUCCAGUUAUUCACACUCUACAAUGUGAGUUCUUGUGCAAUAAAAUGUUAUUUCUA